AUGGCAAAACAUUUAAAGAAAGAGGAUUUAGAAAAAUUAACAUCACAUAUUAACUAUUCUUAUUUUGAACGUGGAGAUACGGGAUGUGAAGGUCUUCAUUUUUAUUCAACUGUAAAGAAUGAAUUAGAAGAAACUUAUCAGAAUUAUGAUUUUCUAAAUAUUUCUGAUAAAAUUGUAAGAGCUCUUUGCUAUAUUUAUAAUAAAAAAAAGAAUAAACCGGAUAAAUUUGAUUCUGAACUUUGUCCGUAUUUAUAUUAUUGGAUAGGAUCUAAAAUAUACCCUAUAGUAAAGGUUAAAAAAGUAUUUUUAAGAAUUAUUUCUAUGAUUUAUGAUGAAUUCUAUAGUUCUGAUU
This is a messenger RNA of Plasmodium vivax (malaria parasite P. vivax), 352 nucleotides long. RefSeq names its product variable surface protein Vir27, truncated, putative. NCBI's taxonomy places the organism in Eukaryota, Apicomplexa, Aconoidasida, Haemosporida, Plasmodiidae. The record is from RefSeq and is a predicted model, not a curated record. The transcript is spliced from 2 exons. The annotation marks the transcript as partial.